GCGGCAGCGAGCGUGGGUGCGGAAAGUUUGGUUCGUGUUUCGGGUGGAGAGACGGGUCUUGCUCGGCCGGUUGUGUUUGUACGCGCCGGAGCAACUCGCUCUCACAAGAGUUCAAUUGAGUUUAUUCGUUCCUGCUCGGGGCCGGCAUCGGGCUGCUCAACAGGUUACGUCAGCUUUGUAUUCGCUCGCUGUCACGCUAAAAAACAACGCCGGAAGAGUCUAGCGGGUGCCGGAGGUGUAUCGUACGUCGACGAAGGCUGAAGGAAGAUGUCGUUUGAUCCCGAGCGCAGUAGCACCAAUGGCAACGAGAGCCCCGAGCUCGAAGAUGUGGAUUCCCCAUGGGCAGCGCCUUCGGCGGACAAGCGCAAAGUGGAGGUGGUGCUUGUGACCGGUUCGAGUGGCUUCCUGGGUCAGCAUGUGGUCAAGCUGCUGCAGGAGCUCGACAAGAACGUCAAGGAGAUCCGCCUCUUUGACAUCAAGCCCUACGAGAACAAAUUGAAACACGGCACAGAGAAACCCAUGAAGGCCACCGUGGGCGACAUCUGCAAUGCCAAGGCGGUGCAAGAAGCAUUUGCGGGUGUCGACUGCGUCAUCCACACUGCGGCCCUGGUUGACUGCAGCAUCUUUCCCGAUGCAGAGGCCAUGGAGGCUGUUAACGUCGAAGGUACACGAACGGUGAUCGAUGCCUGCAUUCGGCAGAACGUGCCCUACCUAGUGUUCACGAGCACGGUCGAUGUGGUUGUGAGCAGCAACCAUAUCUUCUUCGGUGCGGAGAACACCACCUUCACGCCGAAGCACUUCCUCAUGGGUCCCUAUGCCGAGACCAAGCACCGUGCUGAGCAGCUGGUGCUCCAGGCCAACCAGCGCGUACUGGCCGAUGGCCACACAAAGUUCAGCACACUGGUACUCCGGCCAACGGCAAUGUACGGGGAGGAGGACCAGCACUUCGUGGUGCAGUUCUUGCGUGUCGCCAAGUCCUCCAAGAACACCCUGACCAAGAUCCGCAGCGUCGACGAGCGCUUUCAGGUGACGUACGUGGGAAACGCCGCCUUGGCGCACCUACGAGCCAUGGAGAAGCUGGCCGUCGACGAGUCGGUGGCGGGCGAGGUGUUCUACGUGACGGACGACACGCCCCUCGAGGACAUGUACGAGUUCCUGCGGCCGUUCGUCGAGUGCCAGGGAUGCCGCCUGUCGGACUACACGGUCCCCUACCUGCUGGCGAUCCUGGUGCUCAUGCUGUUGGCCCUGGUUCUGCGGCUGGUGCGGCCCCUGUACCGGCCAAAGUCCUACGUGCCUCCGCCCUCAGCCGUCACCUACAUAUGCACCUCGCUCUUCUUCAACCGCACCAAGGCCACCCUGCGACUCAACUACUACCCCAACGUGACGCCUGACGAGGCUGUCCAGCGAUCCAUCUCCUAUUACAAGUCCCUCCAGUUUCCCGGAUGAUGUCUCAACGCUGUCGUUGCUGCCUUUGCCUCCGCGGGGAUCGUACCAUGCCAUGCUUUAGCAGUCAGUCUUCGCUAAGCUUGUAGGAGCGCUGCUUGGUCGUUCCCGAGAGUUCCUAGGGGACGGCUUUGGGGCUCUGUUAACGUGAUAAGAGUUGCGGGCAACCACUGUUUUACGGGGUAGUGUAUCUACGGGAUCAUUCUCUUCUUCUUCACGUCAUAACCGAUUCUCUUCAGCAUGUGCUGGCCAGAAGCGCACAACAUCCCUUCUACGCUCCUGGAAUGUGCCACAAAGCAGGGCAAACCAGGUCAGAGAGGUAUAGCUGUGUUACUUUCUUCGGCAAACUGUGCUACAAACCAUCCUGACCAUGAUACUUGGUCGUGGUAAAUCAUUCAGGUACAGAACUCUUCUCUACUCUUCUCUAGCCAUACUUUAUGUCCCAGAAAUAGUCUUGGAAAACACGUUCAACACGUGGUUCUUGAAUGGCAUCGCGACAUGCAGGGUAAACACUUCAUGCUUGCGUGUUGCUUCACUGUUUUACAUGCCAGCCAUUUCUACAAACCUGUAGCUGUUCAAACAUGCACACACUCGCGGCAAAGUAUCACGCCUGCGGUGCUUACAGCCACAUGGUGUCCAGCUUCGAUUACUUGCAACUAAUCAUACGUAAAUAUUGUAAUCCUGCAUGGGAAUAAUUCAUUGUCAUAACCUGGCAAUGCCUGCUUGGUAGCCCUGGUCUCAGCUCCUUCGUCAGCACGAGUUGCCCAAAGGGGGUAAGGCUAGGCUGCUUUUGUUGCAGCUGGCUGCUCGCAGCGGUGAGUCACGUGUUCCAACAGUGCUCCACAAUGACGUUGUGUCUCAACCCGCAGCCUUGGUUAAAAUUGGUUAAGCCAAAAACUGCCAUCAUUGCCGCGUCACCUCAAACACAUGAUGAAGAGUGCAGUGCGCAUGACUGUCGUCCCGGCCACUCAGACUACGAGAAAUGCCAGGCCCACAGUUUAAGGAAUCUUCUACAUUUCUUACUGUGCAUCACCUACGCUCUUCGCUCAGUCGGGUCGUUGUCAUACACAUUGAUGAUGCCCAUCAAUGGCCGGACGAUUUUAAAGCUGUCUAGUUGCUCAACUGUGUGACAACCUACCCUUGUGUGCCGCGAACUCCCUCACCCUUAUUUUUCUUCGUAUUCCCUGAAGAUUCCCUUUGGUAACCCUGUGAAUACCCUCGUUGAGAGCACCCACUGCUCAAUCUGUAUUCUCUCGAGGCAUUUAAUAGCUUAGGCGUUUAUGCUACACGCCAAGAGCAUCCCGGUUGCGCAAAGUUGCAUAUCUAGCAUUUGUAACAUUAAUCAGCAUACUUUUUUUGUCACUUCAGUGGGAAGUAUACACCAACAUUGCUGUGUUCGUCAUGAUGGUGUACAUCUGGUAUGGUGAGUGGUUACACUUUGUCAUUGUUAGUACACGUAUGCUUCAUCUUUAGCUAUGCUACAGAAGCCAUGAAUAGGCUGACAGUACAACUCCUGUGACACUGUAUAAAUACGAUUUUACCUCAAUAUCGCGAAAUUGUGUCCAGCACCUUCAUUAGAAGGGCACUCUUUGAUAUUGCCAAGAAAAAUAAUGCUCAACCACAUGUAGCAAAACAAAAAUAAGAAACGUGGCACCUUUGAUAGGGCCACGUUUCAUAAGGCCAUAAAUUUGUAUGGCCAAUCUGUGGUUUGCUAUGCACCUAAACAACUUUUAUAUACCGGUGUCACACAGGCACCUAUGAUCGUGAUCAGGGAGAUCUGGAAUAGGCUCAAUCUGGAUCAGGUGCCACUUUGAUUCGCGAUUAGGAUCGUCAGGAUCAGGAUGAUUGUGAUCGGCACAGCGUGAUCUGGGAUUUGGCUGUUGUCUGUGCCAAACUCAAUCAAGACUAGUUUGGGCAGUGUAGCAGCCACGAUUGUUGAUUGCAGUCAAGGAAUCUGAUCUAGGCCAGCCGUGAUCGUCAUCAAACGGGCCUAUGUGACACGGGUAUUAAAUUGCAAACAUGUUUCACACUGUUAAUACUCCAAUGUAUACUCCGAAUCAUAUGGAAUCGGCACGUCGAGUUGGCCGAGUCAAUGCCUUUCAAGGCAGAGCAAGUAACCAAACAUACACGCACUUUUGGAUGUGUCAUUUCACGUUGUUCUUGCUAUAUGCACACAAGAUGUGAGCAAACCUUUUUGCUACCACAGUAGGUGCGAGAUGUGAGCACAUAACCGUUUGUUUUGCUGUAGCCAGGAUUGUCUCAGAUCUAACAUUUUGGGUUUGAACAGAGCAGCAGAAUGUUGACUGAAAUGAAAGCAUGACCUACGAAAUUUUUUUACUUACUUCUUUUUGCCCAGAAGUUCGUAAUUUCAGUGUUCGUUAUAUUGAGGUUUGGCUGUAUUUUCUGUAGCUUAAGUAAUUAAUAUGACCGCUGUGGAAACAAACCCGUGAAGCACUGUAGAAACAUUGUUUUAGUUCCCGUAGAUUAUCUCCUUGCAUUUGGUGCUGGGUUUUUUUAAUGUCGGCUUUACCUGGCGGUUACUUCUGAUUGAGUUGUGCCCUCAUGUAUGUAACUGUGUUUCUCUCUCUUUUAAUGUAGUCUAUCUUGGUGGAGUGACCAUUCGUAGGGGUGCUAGUUCAAUGUUUUUGUUGAUUGCAUAUAUGCAUAUGUAUACACAAGUUAUAAGGUGGAAGCUAUGUAUUGCAUAGAGGCCAGGGUCUGUACAGAUAAAUUUUUUUAUCAACUCCGGAAGGGGCCGGACCUCUCUGGGUGCGCUUUCCAGAUAGUAGACAACGGCGUCAUACUAUUUACAUCGUAGGCGGGGUGUGCCAUUUUGUCCCGCACAUUCAUGAAUUGUUUAUCCCACCUUUUGGUGCUGCCGUCAUGUCGUUGCAACCUGUUGUGUUUCAAGCUAACAUACAGACCACGUCCGGUGCUUCUCCGAAUAACACCGUAUUUUCUCGCGUCUAACCUGCCCCUGCACACAACCCACACCCCCAACAGUGAACUGUGGGAUCCCGCAUAUUGCCUUCUUUGCAUGUUAAAGAGACAAGGCGUGCAAACAUGAACACCAGAGAGAAGUCAAGACACCACAAACGCCGACGAUCAACAGAAAAGGCGCACAAUGGCGGAAAAGAACGAAGGCACAAAAACUUAUCUGCGCAUGCCCAAGCAAUAAGCGAACUCAUCAAUCCGGCACGCGUGGUGGUCUACGUGAGAGAUAACUAUUCAGACACUUGAUUUCUUCUUUAUGCAGGUUAAUGAAUGGUUGGCUCACACAUGCGCUUCCACUAUUAUUGAUAUGCCAGGCUGCAACCAUGAAACAUGUUUCUUCAUUCCUGUGCCAGUACGAAAUCACACAUUCAUCGAAUUUUGGCGUGUAUUUGCACUCUCGACAAUGUAACGAUAGGUUAGACUGUGAGCCUCCGGUUAGUGAUCUCCUAUGUUCCAUUAAUCUCUGGUUAACAGUGGCCCAUUUGCCCUACGUAGAAGCGGCCGCAGCUAAAAGGAAUCUUGUUCACCACACACGUACGGCAAUCAGUAAAUUUAUUGGUAUGGAGGCGAAAAUGUUUGAUGCCCGUGUACUAGAUUCAGGUGCACGUUAAAGAACCUCAGGUGGUCGAAAUUUGCGGAGCCCUCCACUACGGCGUCCCUCAUAAUCAUAUCGUGGUUUUGGGACGUUAUACCCCAGAUAUUAUUAUUGUUAUUAAAUUUGUUGGUAUGUGUCACAAAACAAAUGUCAGUUUGCUUCUGGUCUAUCACCCGCUCAUUCUUUCUCUGUACUGCGGCACAUAUCUUGCCUAGCUUAUUGGCAGCCGUAAAAACCACAUUAAUGCCGUAUCUACCCCCCCACUUUCUUUAGCCUAUCAGAUACGCAAUGAAUGUAAGGAAUACAGACGACAUGCUUUUUCCUAUUGCUUUCUGCAACCAUGCUUGGACUUAACAAAACGGACUUCUUUAAAGGGGCCAUGACACGGUCACCCAACAAUUUGUGGUUUUCAGUGAAAAAUUGAAGUAGAGGGUCUAUUAUACCUAUACACAUAGGUCGGCAAAAAGUGUGGAGCUCACUCAGACUCACUCAUGAAAUAUAUUUUGCCCUGAGAGCUCACUCGUACUCAGACUCACCAAAUUUUUUCUCCACCGGACUCACUCGGACUCAGACUCACUGAAAUUUUUCUCAGCCGGAAUCACUCGGACUCAAACUCACCAAAAUAUUACCCACUCGACCUCACUCAGACUCAGACUCAGGGCUCGAUCUGAGUCUGAGUGAGUCUGAGUGAGUCGACUCAUGAGUGAGUUUGCCGACCUAUGCCUAUACAUAUUUAAAACUUGGCCUGUAAAAAGAAUGUUUCAGUUAAAAAUGGGCCCUAGAAGUCGCCGGCUGUAAACCCCGCCCACAGCCAGCGACCGCCAUUUUGCCAUGGUGUGUGUGACGUCAUCUGCUGCACAGAGCGGCGCCGUCAUUUUCUGCCAAAGUUUCAGCCGCUGAAAAUCGUUCAAUUUCAUUGCCAAGCUGAAGGAAGAUGAAAUAGCUCAAUUGAACGUGCGGAUGACCGCAGAACAAAAUCGUUCGCCGGAAUGCAGACGCUCGCAAAGGAAGCAGCUCGUCACGUCACGUCACGUCACGGCUCACGAGUACGUCAGUGUUGCCGGACUCUCAGGCCGCUCGCGUGUUUAAAAAUAUUCAAUUAUGAAUUAACUGCUCGACCAAAUGCGCUAAAAUUUUGCCAGCUUGUUUGUGAACGCACAAGGAUUAACCGACAUAACACAGAUUAUGAUUGAAAAUUGGGUGUCAUGGCCCCUUUUUAAGCGUUCAGCGAAUCUUUAACAUGAAUACUUAGCAACUAGCUGAGCUCUCUAUUAUUCUAAGCCUUCUUUGCAUUACCAUAAAACAGCACAAGACGGAGGCAGAGAAGGCAGACACCAAAGCUCUGCAUGCUGCGGCUAUGCGACCACUUUGUACUUUGUCAAUUACAUUGCAGUAAUGCACACUGCACGCCUCGAGUAACAACGUGCAAUAACAAGUAUGCACUAAGUUGUCGAAGUACGCACUAGGGGCAGGAUAUCGCUAUCGCGUUCAACCCUUAAAGGCGAAGCUUAAGCGUCCCCCAAUUUCUAUUUGUGCAGGUUAUACAUGAGAAAAUAUGGUAUAUAUAUCCAGACCUGUUGAAUGUGUGUUCAGGGUAAAAGUUGCAGAUGUGCAUUAGCCGGUGCCAACUUUGUGCUAACAUUUAGUAACCUAACGUGUGAAUCGGCAAUUAGAAGUACGUGGGACCAAUGGAGCUCUGAAAAUCCAGCGAAUGGAAAAUGUGGUGAAGGCCAAGUUCAGUCAAGAUUUGUUAACUGUGAUUUACGGACAUGCACUCUUUUUCUAGAUUUUUUUUUCCUCUUAUUAUACAAAUUGUUUUAUAUGGAUUUUUUUUUCGACAUUACUUUCCUCGGUGAGCUGUGCCUUCGGACAAGUUUACAACUUCGUGUCUGUGUCUCUUUGGACGCGAGAGCCAAUUUUUCAUGAACACGUGCGUAUACUGAAUGGUGGAAUGUGUUACCUUCAAUAAAGGUUAUAUUUUUGUGAAUCACAGUGCA
Messenger RNA from Rhipicephalus sanguineus (brown dog tick), 7029 nucleotides. Its product is annotated as 3 beta-hydroxysteroid dehydrogenase type 7. Gene Ontology annotation, biological process: steroid biosynthetic process. The transcript has 7 exons. NCBI's taxonomy places the organism in Eukaryota, Metazoa, Arthropoda, Arachnida, Ixodida, Ixodidae. Gene Ontology annotation, molecular function: 3-beta-hydroxy-Delta5-steroid dehydrogenase (NAD+) activity. The record is from RefSeq and is a predicted model, not a curated record. The coding region runs from base 268 to 1446 and encodes 392 amino acids.